This is a messenger RNA of Hydractinia symbiolongicarpus, 1209 nucleotides long. Its product is annotated as short-chain dehydrogenase/reductase family 9C member 7-like. Lineage: Eukaryota; Metazoa; Cnidaria; Hydrozoa; Anthoathecata; Hydractiniidae. Bases 49 to 1074 code for a protein of 341 amino acids. The record is from RefSeq and is a predicted model, not a curated record. The transcript has 4 exons.
UAUUCUCUGCAUAAACACACAGUAAAUAUACACAGGAUUAGAUUAAAAAUGUGCACCGAAGUAUAUGAAUUUCUUGCCAACUGGAAAUUUAUUCUCGCGUUUAUAACAUCAUAUUUAAUUUAUAACCUUUUCAACUACUUCAAGAAUCGAGUGACAACAGAUGCAAAAAGCGUUCUAAUAACUGGUUGUGAUUCUGGUUUUGGUUAUAAAACAUCACUAGAACUAAACGCAUCAAAAGUAAAAGUUUUCUCUGGAUGUUUAACUAAGGAAGGUGUGAAAAGAUUACAAGAUGAUCCAGCUUUUAGAGGGCACGCAUUUAUUAUGGAUGUUACAAAUCAAGAUGAUAUAAAUAAAGCCUAUAAAUUGAUAAAAGAAGAAACACAGGAUGAUGGACUAUGGUGCGUAGUAAACAAUGCUGGCAUUCUUCAACCUGGUCUCAUUGACUGGCAAACAACCGAAGAAAUGCAGCAAGCUAUGAAUGUAAAUCUUUGGGGUACUGUUAAUGUAACAAAAACCAUGCUACCUCUAGUAAAAAGAGCAAGAGGGAGAAUUGUUAAUGUGACCAGCAUGGCAGGUCGUGUUUUAUUUGGAAAUCAUACUGCCUACUCGAUGUCUAAAUUUGCUUGUGAAGCAUUCUCUGAUGGAUUGAGGUAUGAGAUGAAGCCAUGGGACGUAUCGGUUCAUAUCAUUGAACCUGGAAUGUUCAUGACACCUAUAUUGGAUGUGGUGAUCAAUCAAUGGGAAGGCAUAUGGAAAAAACAACCAAUUGGAAUAAAGGAAGCUUAUGGAGAAGAGUAUUUUAACCAAGUUUUAAAAAACAUCAAUGGUCUACUGAGAGAUCUGGCAUCUCGCGAUAUUAAAAAAGUUACAAAUACAAUCAAACACGCGACAUUAUCAUGCAAUCCCAAACGACGAUACGUUGUUGGAUUUGAUGCUCACACGAUCUGGACAAUGAUUGCUACUUUGCCGACGUUUAUGGGCGAUUUUAUUCUCAAUUUUUGCGCCAAGCAAGCAACACCAGAAGCUAUGAAGGGAAAAAAAGAAAGGAAGUUAGUUAACGUAAGCGGGUCUUGAGUUAUUUAUUUGGUAAAUGAAGUGUGGACUUAAAUUAAAAACUUUGCUGUAUAUAUUUUGGUCAUUGGUAUGUAUUUAUAAAAUUUUAGUGGAAUUAAAUUUUUGUAUCGAAAUAACUUUUAAUGAUAAUAUCUA